AUGACUCCACGUGGAGUUGUUCGAAAAGGUAUUUGUUCGAACUAUUUGCAGCAAACACUACCUAAGUUAUCACCGGAUGGAAAACUCAUUCAAUCAACAUUUCCACGAAAACCAAGCCAAGUUCGAUUGUUUAUAUCACCGAAUCCUCAUUUUCGCUUGCCGGGUCAAGAUAGUUUAUCAAUCAAUAUGACAAGAGAAAUGUUAAGUGGUGGUGAUGCAUAUCUUCCACUUAAUAGUUCGCUUUUGAUGUUUGCUGUUGGUUCUGGUAUUGCACCAUUUCGAGCUUUCUGGGAAGAAUUAGAAUUCUUAGAACGAUCACAAGGAAAUGUACAAGUUGAACGUGUCUUAUUUAUGGGUUGUCGUUCAUCAAGUGAUUUUCUUUAUGCUAAAGAACUUCAAUCACUUACAAGUCAACGAGGAAGAGGUAACAAACUUCUCACAGCUGUCAUUCCAGUAUAUUCGAGAGAAAAUGUUGUUGUCAAACGAUAUAUUCAAGAUGUUAUGUUGGAUUAUGAAGAUAUGAUCUAUUCAAUAUUAAAUGAUGAUAAUGCAUUUGUAUAUAUGUGUGGAUCAACUCGUUCAUGCCAAGGAAUCGAAUCAACGCUAGCAUCUAUUUUACAAUCAUGUGGCGAAGAUGAUUUAACAUUCAUUCAAGCAACUAAUCGUAUCAAAGAAUACAAAGAAUUUGGUCGAAUCAAACAAGAUAUGUUCGGCUAG
Adineta steineri is the source of this 717-nucleotide messenger RNA. Lineage: Eukaryota; Metazoa; Rotifera; Eurotatoria; Adinetida; Adinetidae. The record is from the annotation of a GenBank genome assembly.